Passer domesticus (house sparrow) is the source of this 4160-nucleotide messenger RNA. It is a transcript of the gene NRDE2, whose product is annotated as NRDE-2, necessary for RNA interference, domain containing. Lineage: Eukaryota; Metazoa; Chordata; Aves; Passeriformes; Passeridae. Gene Ontology annotation, cellular component: catalytic step 2 spliceosome. Gene Ontology annotation, molecular function: protein binding. Bases 77 to 3583 code for a protein of 1168 amino acids. The record is from RefSeq and is a predicted model, not a curated record. The transcript is spliced from 14 exons. Gene Ontology annotation, biological process: regulatory ncRNA-mediated heterochromatin formation; negative regulation of RNA catabolic process.
GAACUACCGCUCCCAGCGCGCUCCGCGGCGCGGCGCCAUCUUGCCGGCGGCAGCUCGGGCCGGGGGUGGCCGGGCCAUGGCGCUGUUCCCGGCCUUCGCCGGGGCCGCCCAGCCCGGGGAGCCCGCCGCCGGCAGCUCCGAGGGCUCCACGAGAGAGUUGGACUGGCUUAGCAACCCAAGCUUCUCUGCAGAAGAUGCACUGUUACUGCACCAGCGCACUACAGAAGCUGCCAGCCUCACUCCUGAAAAAUCCCCAUUAAUAAGGACUUCCUCAAGAUCUGAGUUGUCAGAGGAGAGUGAUACAGAUGAGAGUCUGAAACAGACAAGUAAGAAAAGGAAAAAGAAAAAGAAAAAGCAUCACCACAGUAAGAAGACAAAAAAGAAAACCAAAGGGGAUUCCAGUAGCAGUGAAUCAGAGGUGGACACUAAGCACAUCAAGGACAAAGGAAGUGGCAAAAGUAGUGAAAAGGAAGCAGCAGCAAAUCUAGGUAAGAAAGCAUCAGGUGUUGCCAGCAGUGGCUCUAUUUGGCUGGAUGAUAUCCAGGACCCCAGAGCAGACACCUUCCGGAUAGACAAGAAACCUGACCCUGCAAACUGGGCCUACAAAUCCUUGUAUCGUGGGGACAUAGCAAGGUAUAAAAGGAAAGGGGAGUCCUGUCUUGGCAUAGAUGCAAAGAAACAGUGCAUAAUUUGGGACAGUUCUGCAUCAAAAAGGAAGCAAGCACAGAGUCGACCUGAGCGCUACUUUACCAAGAGCAAUGUGAAGAUGCUGAACACAGAUGGGAUUCUUGUUUGUAAUAAAAAUUCUCCAUCUGAUCCACCUGCUUUUAUACCAGUUUCCCAAGUGGAAACUGAUGAUUCUUCUGACACAACAGAAGUAAAUCCUCUUGGCAUUUAUGAUCCAUCAACCACAGUGUGGCUACAAGGAAAAGGGUGCAAGAGUGCAGACAAUGAGUCUGUAAAUACACAGCAAACAAGUCAAGAGCCUGGGAUAAACAUGAACUCCAGUCUAAUGACAAAAGUGGAAGAAUAUAACAAGAAAGUUAGAGAAAACCCAAGAGAUAUUAAUGCUUGGAUGGAAUUUAUUUCCUUUCAGGAUGAAUUAAUGAGAGGACCUAGCCCUUAUGCCAGUACAGGAGAGCAGGAAUUAAGGAGAAAAUCACUGAAGUUAAUCUUGGAAAAGAAACUGGCCAUUUUAGAGAGGGCAAUUGAAAGCAAUCCAAGUAAUGUUGAUCUGAAACUUGCCAGGCUGAAGCUUUGCACAGAAUUCUGGGAACCACCAGCUGUGAUCAAAGAAUGGCAGAAGCUAAUUUUUUUACAUCCAAAUAAUCCAGAGAUGUGGAAGAAAUACCUUCUGUUCUGUCAAAGUCAGUUCACUACCUUUUCUGUUUCAAAGAUCAACAGUCUCUAUGGAAAAUGUUUGACAACACUGGCAGCUGUACAGGAUGGCAGCAUGGUAUCCCAUCCUCUGCUGCCUGGCACUGAAGAAGCUAUGCUGGCUAUAUUUAUUCAGCAAUGCCACUUUCUGAGACAGGCUGGCCAUUCUGAGAAAGCAGUGUCUUUGUUUCAGGCUCUGAUUGACUUCACCUUCUUUAAACCUGACAGUGUAAAAGAUCUGCCAACAAGGGGACAGGUGGAAUUCUUUGAACCCUUUUGGGAUAGUGGAGAACCACGAAUUGGAGAAAAAGGAGCAAGAGGCUGGAAAGCAUGGAUGCACCAACAAGAAAAGGGUGGCUGGGUCAUUCUUAAGCCUGAUGAUGAAGAUGAGGAAGACAUAGAUGAAGAUCAAGAAAUAAAAGAUAAAACUCUUCCCAAGUGGCAUAUUUGGCUGGAUGUUGAAUGUUCCCGGGAGGCAAGGCAUUGGUUACCUUGGAGGCCAGACAAAACCAAAAAGGAAACUGAAGAAGAUUGUGAAGAUCCAGAAAGACAGGUGUUAUUUGAUGAUCUUGGACCAUCUUUAAUCCGUCUUUCUAAUCCAAAGCUUCAACAUCAGCUAUUGUACUCUUUUUUGCAAUUCCUGGGAGUUCCAUGUACAAGUAAACUCUUUCCUUCCGGUCUCUAUAUUGCCAUGGAUGAGAAUAACAUCUUUGAGAGUGUGCUUUAUGAUGACAAACCACUGACUUCUGUGGAUUUUCCACUUUCUGGAUUCAACAGUAUUGGUCAUAUGGAUACAAUGUCACGAGGCAGACAUCAGAUAGGCCACUACAAAGAAGGAGAGGAGUUCGUACAGAAUGUCUUCCACGUUCUGUCCCAGAUAUUUACAGGAAAGGAAAAAUCUAACCUGGCCAUUUGUUGGCUACAGUAUGAAAUAUCUAAGGUAAUUCAGUGUCUCCAAGCAAAAAAGAAAAAGAAGCUAAAAGCACAAGGGAGGAAGAGUAAAAAGUUGGCCAAGAAUUUUCUUAAAGCAGCUGACAACCGAAACAACCUUUCUCUCUGGAAGCUCUAUGCCUACCUAGAGUGGCUGCUUGGUAACACAGAUGAUUCCAGGAAGGUGUUUGACACAGCUCUUUGCACAGCAGGGACAGGAGGGCUGCAGAGUGCUCAGCUCUGCAGCCUCAGCCUGCUGUACGCUCAGCUGGAGGCGGAGCUGCUGGAAAGUAUGGAAGGAGCUGUCACGUCACGUGCUGUUCACAUAUUGACCAAACUGACUGAAAAUGGACCCUACGUGCCCUACAGGGGACAGGUGUUGCCUGUGAAUGUCUUGAAAGCUCGUAAAACAUAUGAACAUGCACUGCAGGAUUAUUUAAGUAAAACAGCAGUUUCUGGUCAGGAUCAGGGCAAUGAUACUGAUCAGCUGGUUAACCUGGUUGGUUGUUAUGCUCUGUUUCAGUAUCUGACUGUUGGGAUUGAUGCUGCAGUAUUAAUAUAUACACAGGCUUCAGAAAAACUUGAAGUUUCUGGUUCACAGAAAUGUGAAAAUACUGGAGAGAAUUUUGGCAUUCUGAAUUUUCCCACUGCUCUUGAAGCUGUCACACUGCUGCAUACAAAUUUGCUGAGAUUCCACAUGAAAAUUAGUGUUUAUCCUUUGAAUCCCCUGCGAGAGGCACUAACAGAGGCUCUGAAACGGUAUCCUAGCAACCAGUCUCUUUGGAGGUCAUACAUCCACAUCCAAAGGAAGUCUCACAGUGCCAGCAAAGCACGAAGAUUUUUUGAUAGUGUCACAAGGUCUACUAAGUCUUUAGAGCCGUGGCUGUUUGCAAUCCAAGCAGAGCAGAUGAGAAAAAAACUCACAGAGAAGGUCCAGAGGGCAGAUGUUGGUGAAAUACAUUGCACUAUUCCUGAAACCGGAUUAACAAAUCGGAUUGUAGCUCUGUUUGAACAUGCAGUUCAGAGUGAAAAUGGUACCCAUUGCCCACUGCUAUGGAGAAUGUAUUUGAACUUCAUGGCUUCACUAGGAAAGAAAGAAAAAAGUAAAGGAUUGUUCUAUAAAGCCCUUCAAAACUGUCCUUGGGCAAAGGUGCUCUAUAUGGAUGCAGUAGAGUACUUCCCUGAGGAUGUGCAGGAGACGCUCGACCUAAUGACUGAAAAAGAGCUGAGAGUGCGGGUGCCUAUGGAAGAGCUGGAUCUGCUGCUGGAGAUCUAAAAGAAGACUGUAGCAGAGUGGGGGAAGUACAGAAGCUGCUUCCAAAGCUAACAACUAGAUCCAUCUCUUUUCAUACAGGAACUCUGUUGGGACUUGGGUACUAUGUACUUGACAUUUUUUGUUGUUAAAUAUUUUAUAUAAAUUCCUAUCACAAUGGAGUUCUACUACCUGCAAGUAUUCUGGAAUCAAUAAUGGAUCCAUGUCUCUGGGAUAGCCUCUUUAACAGCCUCCUGUUGGAAGCUGUCUGCAUUUCUUACUCUAUUGUUUGAAAUUACAUUCCCUAGAGUUCAGCAGAGGUUCAGUACAUGCCAGCUAUGGCUUGAUGAGCAGCACAGGAAAUAAACAUCUGCCAAAUGGAUGCUGCACUGUCCUCCAGCUGGCAGACUUCAGUGAUUUCCUUCAGCAUGGUAUGGCUGUGCAUAUGCAACUGCCAAGUCAAACAGCCAUUACAUCUGUACAUAUACUGUAAAAGCUAAAUUUUACUUUGAGCAGGCACCUGUUUUGGUAUGUUUUGACAGAUGACCAUUUAAAUGUAAAUCUUUCUGAAAAAUAUACCUGAAUAUUUAAAAAUUCAAAA